This is a messenger RNA of Hirsutella rhossiliensis, 516 nucleotides long. RefSeq names its product sin3 binding of histone deacetylase complex subunit SAP30 domain-containing protein. The transcript is spliced from 2 exons. Gene Ontology annotation, biological process: regulation of DNA-templated transcription. Lineage: Eukaryota; Fungi; Ascomycota; Sordariomycetes; Hypocreales; Ophiocordycipitaceae. Bases 1 to 516 code for a protein of 171 amino acids. Gene Ontology annotation, cellular component: histone deacetylase complex. The record is from RefSeq and is a predicted model, not a curated record. Gene Ontology annotation, molecular function: protein binding; transcription coregulator activity.
AUGGCCCCCUCCAAAGCAUCGCGCAACGCCGAAGACCUCAAGAUAGACGCCCCCGGCCCCAAGGAAAAGGGCGCCGGCCACCAUGCGCCGGCCAAGAUGCGCCGCGGCGCCAGCCAGAUGAGCGCUUCCCAGCUUCGAGAGGCGCCAACCUCUGCUCCAGCCCAGGGCACCGCCGACGCGGCCCCGACGCUCAACUGGUCCUCGCUCGAGCGCGACACCCUCCACGCCUACCGCCGCCAACACCAGCUCAACACGCCGACCUCCUUCUCCACCUCCUACCACCAGUGGGUGCUGUCGCAGCCCGGCGGCAUCGGCCUCUACUCUCCCACCAUGGUAUGCAAGCGGAAACACCGGCGGCAGGGCAAGGAGCAGCUGGCCAUGGCCGUUCGCAAGCACUUCAACGGCAUGGGCAUCCAGGAGAAUGACGUCAUUGUCGACUUCAUCUAUAAAGUCCGCAGCGACAAGGCCGCAAAGGCCACCGGCCCCAAUAAGCAGGGCUUUCUCGUUGCCAAUUAA